CGUGGCGCGCACUCCUAGCCUAACUCAGUGUCCCCUCGCGGUCCGUACACUCCGCCCCUCUCCCUGCACUACACCCGCCGGAGCUCUCUCCUCUCUCUCUCUCUCUCUGCUACUCCUGCCGGAGAUCCGCACCAGUUGGCCUUCCUUCAGUUCUUGGUGCAAUCCAAUCACUGAAAAUAAGGAUAGAGAAAAAGGUCUCUUUACUAGGAGAUCCGCUAAGUCACUUUCAAAGCUUGAGGAAUAUAUAGAAAUAUAUAUAUAUAUAAAUAUUAUAUAUAUAUAUAAAGUAUUUUCCAGUGUCCACGCUAGGUGAAAUAUAGUUCUCGCUACUUGACGGCUGUUGUCUGCAGUUUCCACAGCGCUCCUCGCGUUCAGUUUGUUGUUUCAACGAGAUUUUUGGGCGGCGUUGAGGCCGCGAGCGACGGGCGUGGAAGGUGCAGGCAUCGGCCGGUAGCAGCGAAGAACACGUGGUGGCUGGCCCAGGUGUCGGCCCCGUGCCCCGGCGAUCGAGUUCCAACCCUCCGUCAGCAGGUGGCAUCGUUCCUGCAGCAGUGAUUGCUAUUGCUGCUGCUGCAUCUGUUGCUGUCACGUCUCUCACUACUACUACUGCUGCACCUGCCACCGGGAUGCUGUUCGUCCCCCUGCCGCUACCCGGGCUCGUGCCCACGGGUGCCCACGGGUCUCCCUCCACGCCUGGGGCCUCGCCCGCCCCUGCCAGCAUGAAGGUGAGGCAGGGCGCCGUCAACCCCUAGAGAGUAGUCGGGUAGUAGCGGCACCAAAGGGCCCGACCAGCCAAGGGGCGGCCCUAGAGUAGCCUAGAUGUUGUGGCCGAGCGGCAAGUGGCCAGCAGUGUGGUUGUGUUGGUGAGCCGUGUGGUGGCGGCCGUGUGGGGGGAGCAGUUUUGCUGUGUGUUGUAUCAUAGUGUUGGGGGCGGUGCUGCUGCAGCUGCUGCAGUAGGGCGGUGUUCUUGCUGUGUGCGGCGUGCACUGCCGUUAUUAUAAGGUGUGGAAAUCACGCGGUGUAGUGAGCCCUCACGCCCACGCCCGCCACCUCUCGCUUCCCCAUCCCGGUCGUAAGCGGAUUUACUCUGAUGCACCAGGACGCCCAAGACAUGAAGGACGCGGAGACGGCCAUCACUAACAUGAACGGACAGUGGAUUGGUUCCCGGAACAUCCGGACCAACUGGGCAACCCGCAAACCUCCGGCACCCAAAAAUAACGACGCCAAUCAGAAGCCGCUGACGUUCGAUGAUGUGUACAACCAAUCAUCGCCUACCAACUGCACGGUGUACUGCGGCGGCAUUACCAAUGGACUGUCUGAGGAACUUAUGCAGAAAACGUUUGCGCCUUACGGACAGAUUCACGAGAUCCGGGUCUUCAAGGAUAAGGGCUACGCCUUCGUCAGGUUCUCCACGAAGGAGUCCGCCACCCACGCCAUCGUCUCCGUACACAACUCUGAGAUCAACGGCCAGCCAGUCAAGUGUUCGUGGGGCAAGGAGUCAGGGGACCCCAACAACACUCCCGUCACUACACAAGUCAUGACCCUCACCGAUGUGUCCGAAUGCUUGUCUUUGCAGCCGCUGCCUGGGUCGCAGUACCCGUACAACUACGCGGGACAGAUGGGCUACUGGUACCCACAGGGGUAUCCGCCCCAGGUGCAGAGUCAACAGUUCCUGGGCAUGCAAGGGUUCGCCUAUGGACAGUAUGGCUACCAACAGGGGAUGGCGGGAAUGGCAGGAGUGCCAGCCUGGCAAGGAGUGCCACAGCCUCAGCUACCCACGGGGCAAAUGCCGCAGCUGCAGCAACCAGCGUCUAUGGUGGGCGCUUAUCCGGUACAGCAGUUUCAGCUAUCGAGCCCCUACCUCCUGGGCAGCACUCCUGGCACCCUGGUGCAGUAAUGGAGGCGGUCCAGGGACACUACUGUGGGUCCUCCCGUGUCCUCUCUCCUCCUCCUCCUCCUCUUCUGGUGGAUGGAAGCUUCACAAGAUGUCACACUGAACUCCUCCUGACUAUGUGAUAAUAUCGCUGACAACGCAGUGUUUAGUGGAUAUCGUGGUUGUUACAUACCGCUGCUCCCAGUCUGCCGUGUUGUUCGCUAACAACCAUGAGACUACCUGAGCGAGCUGAUGGGGUGGUGGUGGGGCCUCGCGCGGUGCUGACCUCGCGUUACCCAAGACUUUUGCCAUCUGUUGACCUAUUCAGUGGGUAAACCUAUUCUUUACUACCCUCCCUCUCCUAGCCCUACCCUUCCUUUCCUACCUUAACCCUUGCCCUCCUUACCUAUAGCCCCCAUGCUCCUGAGUCAAGCCACUGUCAGUUCAGCGAGUAUGGCGAGAAGGAGAGACUUGCAUAUUAUUCCAAUAAGUCCCAUUAUCUGUUGGGGAAAAUAGUGUUGAUAACAACGGUCCCUACUGAAGUUCCAUUCAAAUGGACUCACAAGAGGUCCAGGCAUGCACACCACAAUAACCUGGAUGGUCACAGGUGUAGCUACCUGGAUUAAGAGGGCCUUGGCAGGUAGUUGUAUAGUUGUAGCUGUCAAAGGCUGUUAACCGCACAAAGGGUCCACCACGGGUAACAAUGGGUGCAAUUUGUAGAAACGCGGGCGUGCUAAAUACAGUGAUCCUUCCAGUAUUAUGGGCGUGGGCGUGGACAUGGGCGUGAUAGAUCCGCCCAGCCUGGUCAGCUCACGCGAAGGCCCCCGUCGCUGACUGUGUGGUCGCGCCGCAAUGUUGCUGGUUUCAUAUUGUUGCAACUCUGUCUGUAGCUGCAUCAUUACGUCUAGUGCAGAAACCCCGUUCUUCAAGCCUCUCUCUCCACUGCAGAAUCUUCUCAAGUGUCAAUAUCUUCACAACAGAACCACUUUUAAAGCAUCUUAGUGUAUGCAAAAAUUCGUCUUCAAAAAUCAGUGUUGACAAUAUAAAGAAUCUCUUAUGUUUCUCAAUCAAAAGUGUUGCCAGCAAGAUAGGCUCCUUUAUAACCAAAACUCCAAGACAGGAACGUCUUUAUAUUCAAUAUUUUAUUUGAAAGCAUUAUCUCAAAGCCCAGUUAGAGGAAGACCUCUCAACUCUCCAUAUUUUCCUGUACAAAAACCUUCUCUACUCAAGGCAACCCUUCUUCAAGACCGAAAACUUGUCCUCCAAGUCUUACCAUCAUCAAGACAGAUCCUACCACAAGCGAUAAAGAACUUCCUCCAAUUCCCAGUAACUCUAAAACAAAUCCUUUUCCAAGACAGAACUCCAAAGCCCCAGUAUAUUCAAGACAGAACAUCAGAGCCCCAAAUAUUUUCAAGACAGAAGUACCUACCAGACAGAACUUUCUUUAUCCCUCAGUAUCUCCGAAACAGAACCCUCACCAGGCCCUUACAUCACCAAGACGUAACUCUUCCAAGGCUCAGAAAACGCUGAUUUCUAAGGUUUAGUAGUGAGAUUCUUCAGAAGGGUAACAGUGUGCCACAUAUCAGAUAUCACAGAAAUGAAGACGAGUCUAGAAACAGCAGCAACAUUAGCUUCACUGGCCACCAGGGUGUACAUAAGAAAUAUAUAGUGCAGUAUUACUAAGAUAUAACAAUGCCCUCUUAAGUAAUUUCAUGAGCACAGACAAUGGUUUAAAAGCGUUGUUAUAUUUGUGUGCGAGGUUCUAUAUUUUCUUAUGGUAUUGUAUAAUGGGUUUUGAAAAAAUGGUAAAUAUUUUAUUUAGGAGGGCUUGGUAUGUUGAUGCUCGCAAUGUACAAACUCUCAUUCUGGGAAUCUGGUGACUAUGUUCAAUGGGACACUCUCUAUGUGUGUAUAGGUGGUGGGUGUGUGACGUGAUCUGUAGAAUGGUCCUCCUCCCCCCUCCCUUUCCCCCAGAAACCCAUGUAGGUAGUUGUAGGCCAAUUUCUUUGGUUAUUUUUUGUGACUGUUGAGUGAUUCUACUAUGUUCUGCCAUCCUGUAGUUUAAGUGUGUGCUGUCGGUGUGGAGCCUCACCCUAGAUAUCUGUGUAGGUGUUGCCAAGCUUGUAGUGCGCGCUAGUCAUUCAGUGGGCUUGUAGUGGCCUCGCUGCUGCUAAAGCCGCCGCAGCAUGAGCCACGGAACAGUAUCGUAGCCUCCUGUAGCCAAAAUGCUUAGUGUAAGGCAGUCAUGUAUACCGAUGGUAGUGUAUUGUAGCAGCGCGGGGUCGGACUGGCUGGAGGCACCUGCGAUCGGCUGAGCCGUACCAAGUACCACUGUCACGUACCAGGGCGCCGUGGCCAGCCCUGCCCCCCCUGCUGUAGCAUACAAAUGCUGCCGAGGACUCAGUACCGCCGCUUGUGGGCAGGGGCUGCCCUCAGCCGCCCUCAGCAGGGCACCCCGCUCGCCCGCGACAAACCACCCUGAACUGCGGUCAGCUUUCACUAGGUUAAUAAGAAGAAUGUAAUAUAUAUUCAUAAUAUAAUGAUACAUAUAUACUGCAUAGGAAAUAUGCACUAUCUAUCGUACGUAGGUUGUCCCAGGUGCCGCGUAGCGAGAGUGGGGGGCGGUGAUCCCCCCUUCGCCCGCAUCACUGAUGAGGGUGGCCCUAUAGGGUCCCCCUCACCUGCCACGGGGGGCUGGGGAGGCCGCUGUUGGAGGUGGGGGGGUCAUAUACCAUGAGGGGCUGCCUCCCCUCCCUCCUCGCACCAAUACGGGUCUAACAGUGAAGGCAGUGGGCCGUGGCAAACCCGUUGGGCCACAAUUAGCCCACAUAUGCCCAUCAGGCAGCCUCCAGAGCCCCGGUAAGUGAGACUAUAGUGACCUCGCCUCCCACCACCUGCUCCAGGCAUCAUUAAUCUGACCUAGGCCACAGUAUUACGACCGUAAUAAAGUAUUGCUAAGUUAGGCGAGCGCGGGCAAGUGUGUAUAUAGCACUAGUGCCGCGGCCAGGGUGCGGCCCGGCCUGGCCAGUGCAGCCUCCGCGGGCUGUCCGGGUCCAAACAUGCCCGAGCAUCGCAGGUUGGUGGCGGCAGAAGUCUAGGCUCAGACCUGGCCUGCAGCUGUUGAGAAAGAGCAAGAGGGCCGCAGGUCGUCGUUUGUCGUUGUUGAUGUGAAGAGUUGAGCACGAUGCCCCCGCUGGCUAGUUGUGUGUGGAAUCGCCUGCCAUCCAGAGGGCAGGACAGUCAUGACGACUUUAUAUCGUAACUGUAGUAAUAAUAUUGGUGGUGUUUAUUAAACAGAAGUCAGAAAUCUAGUCAAUAUUAUUUUGUUUUACAGAGUUGAUAAUGAGAGUAUUUUUACAUGUGAAAACACUGUCUAUUUAUUAUUUUUAGUAUACGCUUAAUUUAUCGCUGGUGAACGUCAAGGCAAAGAGUCCGUCUGCCACACUCCCGGCCACGUUUCCUCACCUCCUCAUCUCUCGGCACCAGUAAUCUCGACAAUGAAAAACAAAUAUAAAUCCCAAAGGUAACCUUCACAUUUAGCAAAAAAUCUAUCCCAAUCCCUCCCCUCUCCCAUCUCUUCCUGUCGCCUAUGGCCAGACUGCUAUUCUUAACUCUCAAGAUACUUGGGAAAACGUAACUCAAUCAUGGCCAGGGGCCUCGCCCAGGAAAGACACACUGAAGUCUAAACGUUUUUUUUUCGUUAUGAAAACGUUCAUCACGUUUAAUUAACGUAAACAAAACGUGAAGGUUAUGCAGUGUGUUUGCUGGGGAUCUGUCACUCGACCCUUGCCCCCUCUCCCUCCCUUUCCCUAUUUCAUACAAUAGUUGUGGUCGGGGCGGUAUUCUGUGGCCCCCCGACCCAUUUUUACACGUUCAUACAAGUGGGUUUGUAAGGGUAUAUUAUCCCCCCCAUGAGUGAGGAGGGUCGUGGAGUGUGGUGGUGUGGGCAACUUGCCUCACCAGGUAGGUUAGAGGAAGUCUCAGGGAUAGGCCUACCAUCAUUCGCCGCCCCCCCCUGGACCACUCAACCCUUCGUUCAGAGUUCCGUUCCUUGAUUUUUGCCCAUGGGUGAAAGUUCUAUUUUUAGCACAAAGCUGCUCAGAAUAUAAAAGAAUGAUUAUGAUACCUUAUUAAAUGUUUUAAUUUUCCGGGAUAAAAUCCUCAACAUACAGUUAUCAGAUUAGAGUUUUUAUACUAAUGAAAGGUAAUAAUAAUAAUAUUAAAGAAAGAUUGCCAUUGGGUAAUUGUGUUUUGAUACCCAUACGCUGUUUUACAUCCAAAACUCCAAUAAACACAUGCGUUUACAUGUAAUUAAUAUGAGAAAAAUUGAAAUUAGAUUGUAUGGAUUUCAUUGUGACGUGUAGUGCUGGUAAAAUAGUAGUCCCCCCUUCCCCCCCCAGCGUCACCCAGUACUCCUUUCCCAGCUCUCAGGUGGUUCGUCCCUGUGACACUUUGUCCCUGCGACACUGUUUGUCUCUGCGACACUGUUUGUCUCUGCGACACUGUUUGUCCCUGCGACACUGUUUGUCUCUGCGACACUGUUUGUCUCUGUGACACUGCGCACCACUUUAUAAUCUAUGGACAUUCUUAGACGAAAAAAAACGCUAGUCAUAAUGAAAUCCAAUCGCCAAAGAAUGAUUGUAUAGUUCUUUUUUACAUGUGGGGUCUCUACUGUAUUACGCCAUUUAUACAUGAAAGACACAGUUGUUGUAGAUAAUCUAUACCGGGAUGUAGUAUAUGCUAGAGUGGAAUAAGACAUGGUACAGUUUAAACAAUAAAACAAUGGAGAAAUAA
Procambarus clarkii (red swamp crayfish) is the source of this 6667-nucleotide messenger RNA. The record is from RefSeq and is a predicted model, not a curated record. NCBI's taxonomy places the organism in Eukaryota, Metazoa, Arthropoda, Malacostraca, Decapoda, Cambaridae.